AGAGAACACUCAACACAGAGUACGCCAGCAAAGUCAGUGUUUGAGAGGGAGAGAGAGAGAGAGAGAGAGAGAGAGAAAGAGGGGUAGUGGACAUUGUGGUGGAAGAGUCAGAGUGAUCGACCACCGUCGUCGUCCGAUAUCAACUUCCGGCAUCGGCAUGGACGUGCUCCAGAUUUCUCCGGCCGAUCCGCAUGGUAGUCCCGGAAAGGAGCAACAAGCGGCCGGAGUGGGCAUCCUUCUCCAGAUCAUGAUGCUCGUCCUCUCCUUCGUCCUCGGCCACGUCCUUCGGCGUCACCGUUUCUAUUACCUUCCCGAAGCCAGCGCUUCUCUUUUGAUCGGUUUAAUUGUGGGUGGUCUUGCUAACAUUUCAAAUACGGAAACUAGCAUCAGGACGUGGUUUAACUUCCACGAGGAGUUCUUCUUCCUGUUUUUGCUGCCUCCAAUCAUAUUCCAGUCAGGAUUCAGUUUAGCACCUAAACCAUUCUUUUCAAAUUUCGGAGGCAUAGUCACAUUUGCUAUUUUAGGGACUUUAAUAGCUUCAAUUGUUACCGGUGUCCUGGUUUACCUUGGUGGUGUUAUGUAUCUCAUGUACAGGCUACCAUUUGUUGAAUGCCUGAUGUUUGGUGCUCUUAUAUCAGCAACCGAUCCUGUCACUGUUCUAUCCAUAUUUCAGGAACUUGGCACAGACACGAACCUGUAUGCCCUGGUCUUUGGGGAAUCUGUACUCAAUGAUGCAAUGGCAAUUUCCUUGUACAGGACAAUGUCGUUGGUAAGAAGCCAUUCAUCUGGACAGAAUUUCUUCAUGCUCAUUGUUAGAUUUCUUGAGACCUUUGUUGGUUCAAUGUCAGCAGGUGUUGGAGUUGGAUUUACUUCUGCUUUACUUUUUAAGUAUGCAGGUUUGGAUAUUGACAAUCUUCAGAACUUGGAGUGCUGUCUUGUUGUCCUUUUUCCAUAUUUCUCGUACAUGCUAGCCGAAGGGCUUGGCCUCUCUGGUAUUGUGUCAAUACUGUUCACUGGAAUUGUAAUGAAGCAUUACACAUUCUCAAAUUUGUCAGAGAAUUCUCAGAAAUUUGUAUCUGCGUUUUUCCAUCUGAUAUCAUCAUUAGCAGAGACGUUUGUAUUCAUAUACAUGGGCUUUGAUAUUGCAAUGGAACAGCAUAGCUGGUCGCACGUUGGAUUCAUCUUUUUCUCAAUUAUAUUUAUUGGAGUUGCAAGGGCGGUAAAUGUUUUUUCUUGUGCAUAUUUGGUGAAUUUGGUUCGACCUGCACAUCGACAAGUACCUUUGAAUCAUCAGAAAGCACUUUGGUACAGUGGACUUCGAGGGGCUAUGGCUUUUGCACUUGCUCUGCAAUCAGUUCAUGAUCUCCCAGAAGGGCACGGUCAGACUAUAUUUACUGCAACCACUGCAAUAGUUGUUCUGACGGUCUUACUUAUUGGAGGAUCAACUGGUACGAUGUUGGAAGCGUUACAAGUUGUAGGUGAUGACCAUGAAGGCCCACUAGGCGAAAGCUUUGAAGGGAACAAUGGCUACAUAGCUCCUUCUUAUGAUGGAGAUUCAUCAUCAGGGAGCAGGUUCAAGAUGAAACUUAAAGAGUUCCACAAAAGCACGGCAUCAUUCACGGCAUUAGACAGGAACUACCUCACUCCAUUCUUUACAACUCAAAGUGCAGAUGAAGAUGAUUUUGAUGAGCCAAUGCCAAGUUCUAGAAGAGCGGGUUUCCACGGUCAUAACUAGAAUUCCAAGUAAACAACAUAGUGAGAAACAUCCGUGCUGCAAAAUAGAAUCAACAUUAUGGACUGUAGAAGUUAUAAAGUUGCAGCGGGGAUGAUCUGGAGCUAUGCACUCUAACCACCUUUAUAGUUGGACCUUCUUCCAUGCUAAAUAUACCAUUUAUACAAUUGUAGAUGUCACAUAGAAGCGAAAAGAUAAACUAUAUCUAGCGUAGGGCAGGGCAUCAAAUGUUUAUUCAUCAUACAAACCAACUUUUGUACAUAAUGUACCAAGUGGGAUCUGGGAGAUCAAAGGGUUCUAAAUUUAAUGUUUGUAUACGUAUGAUUUCUCAGAUACUGCACUAUACAUUGUUCCAAUUAGAAUUUCUGCUUAAGUUGUAGUAGUUAGAAUUAUUAUUAUUUUGAAGUAUGCUUCUCCAGAGGAGAACAAUAUCCUAUAAUUCCCCCUAUUGUUCAUUUUA
This is a messenger RNA of Cornus florida, 2192 nucleotides long. RefSeq names its product sodium/hydrogen exchanger 6. Gene Ontology annotation, cellular component: endosome; membrane. The transcript has 22 exons. Gene Ontology annotation, biological process: sodium ion transport; regulation of pH; proton transmembrane transport. The record is from RefSeq and is a predicted model, not a curated record. Gene Ontology annotation, molecular function: sodium:proton antiporter activity. Lineage: Eukaryota; Viridiplantae; Streptophyta; Magnoliopsida; Cornales; Cornaceae. The coding region runs from base 158 to 1735 and encodes 525 amino acids.